UAGAAGAAGAAGCUGGAGCCUCUGCAAGCUAACUGAAGCUAACCGAAGUUAACGCUGUGUUUUGAGCAUUAUGACGUUGCACAGCAUAUAGCUGGCUAGUUAGCUGUGGAGCGUUUAAAGCCCGGGAAACCAGGGGCACCAUAAUAAACUAGAAAUAUCAGUGUACUGUCAUGUUCUCUAGUAAGUAGUUCUCCGCUUAGUAGCUCUUGUAUGACCUAGCUGCUAAGUGAGGUAGCCUUCCUCGAUUACAACAAGUGCGCUAAUGAGACAGUGAGCUAACAGAAACAGUCAGCAGGACAUGGCCAGAGCAGAGUAGGGUUGGAGGACACAGAGAGUUCAGGAGGAGCGACUAAGCAACAAGAAGGCUCGAGGCCUUAUGUCUACUUCACACACACACCCGGACGCUCACUUUGGAGAUCACCUCAGCAGGGUGAGGGCAGUGAAGAUGGAGCAGCUGAGAACACUGGUCAGCGAGCGUUUGUCUGCAGCUGCAGAGGAGAUCUUCAGGAUUGUAGAGAGGACAAUUGUAGAAUAUGAAAAAGAAAUGUCCUGUUCAAAGUGGGUGGUGGACAGCCACCGCAGACUGCUGGAUGUCGCCAAGGCACAGAGUGAAGACUCUCUCCAGAUGUCUGUCCCAGAUGUGCGGCUUCAGCCUGCUGCCAGUGUGAACGUCAGUGUGUGCUGGGAGGAAGCAGUAGAAGCCACGUCAGAGCAAGCUGAACACCUUCCAAACAUGAACACUCAUUCAGGCGGCUCUCCUUCCAGAGAAAACGAUAAUGAGAUAGAAGUGGAUAUUGCAGACGAUGAUGUACCAUCGUCUUCUUGGAAGACGGAGUGUGACCCGAACAUGCCGUUAAAGGUCCUCGCUGUGAAUAAAUCAUUCAAAUGUCCAGUUUGCAUAAGCACUUUUUCUUCCAAGAAGACGAUGGUACGUCACUUAAAAAAACAUCCACGCGACGGUUCAUCACUGUACCAGUGUCAGAUCUGUGAGCAAAACUUCUGCCACAAGUCUGAAUUCUUCGCUCACAGUAGAACACACCAAGGCCCCAAACCAUACCAGUGCCAAGAGUGUGAGGAAAGUUUUGACGAGAGGGAUAGUCUGCUUAUCCACAGCCUGAAACACACUGAGGAACAACCAAAUGAGUGUCUCAGUGAGAAGGAGGAGGCAGAAACUCACCUCAGAUCAGUGACAGCUGCUGGUGAGAUUAGAGAGCUGAACUGCACUCAGGAAAUACCUGGCAUUAAGACUUUCCCACUUACCUUCUCUCCCUAUGAUCAGAGUGAGUUUGAUCAGGAGUCUCUGCAGCCCCUGUGUCUCUACCAAGUGCAGAGUCUGUGUGAUAUGGGACAAGACUCCUCGGCUGCAGGAACAGUCAAUCACAUCAAAACUGAGCCGGCUGAUGGAGUAUCAGACUGCAUCACUGAUGGUCAGUUGCUCCUUUCAGUGAACCAGAGCCAACAGGGAGAAGAUGAGCCCAAACAUCUCAACAAUAGAGAUAUUCAGCCGAGAGGACCUUCAGGGAAAUCCACGGAGCUCAUAGUUCAGUUUGAAGAAGGAACAGCAGAGAAACCCUACAAGUGUCCGUGUUGUGCCAAAUGUUUCUCCUUGCAUAAGACUUUAAUAAGACAUGUAAGGAUCCACACGGAGGACAAACAGUACCAUUGCCAGUUUUGUGGGAGGAACUUCGGUCAGAAGUCAGACCUGGUCAAUCACACCAGGAUACACACAGGAGAGAGACCAUACAAAUGCCCAGAAUGUGACAAAUCAUUCACCCAGAAAGGAAACCUGGUGAUUCACAUGAGGAAACACACAGGGGAUAAACCUUAUCAGUGCCUGGAGUGCAGCUGUAGCUUCAGUCAGAGGGCAUCUCUGGACUACCACAUGCAGAGCCACACACACUCUACAGCUCGGACCUGAGGAUGGCCAUUCAAAAUAAACUCUUUUUUGGCAGUGAGUGUAUAUUCACUUUGCAUUACAUAACAUUUAACAGACACUUUUAUCUCCAAAUGACUUGCAUACAUUUCUGGGAUCAAACCAUUGACCCUCUGAUUGCUGGACUACCAGCCUGUGGUUUUAUAAAAAAAUUACGAAAACUCGUUUUUUUCUGUCAUGUGCGCUAACAGCUACUAUGGGACGUCUCUAGGAUUUCUUUCACAAAACAGCAUAGCAAUAUGGAUAUUUUGUAUGACACUUUUCAUUUGCCACUGGGGAUUUCAAUACAACUUCCUUUGGGAUCCUGCUCAUGUGUUGGUGGAAGCAAAUCAGAAGAAAGAUGUCUUGGCCAAACAAUCAAAUCAGAAAGUCUGAACGGUAACUUCCUACCAAAGGAAUGAUCUGACCAGGGCCGACCCUUUUCAUGAGGCUUUGACUUUAUUGACGCCUUAACUUUGCACUCAUGAUGCGGACACUGAAGUAUUGCUAUUAUCGACGUGUGCAUAGACUACUGGCACUAGUUUCUUUGUUUAGGCCUUGAUUUGUACAUGUUUCUCAGACUCAAAAGUAUUUACUGGUUUGCUAUGCGUCUAUAUGUUUAACAGUAUUAACAAUGAUUUGAACCUUAGUCCGAUGGAGGUUCAAGUUAAAAACACCUGCUGUUUGUUUGUCUGCAUGAUUGAAGGAAGUUUUCUCUUUCAGGUUAAUCUUCAAGUCAGCUGUUCCUGAUAUUAAAUGAAAUAGCAGUUUAUUUAUGGUCAGGUUAUGGGAUUGCCCUGUGGCGAAACUGUUUUAAUGUUCCCACGGUCAGAAACUAAUGGUCAAUCUGAACAUUUUACCACUUUUUCAUUUAAUUAAAGUUGUUAGAAAACACAAAACUCAUGAUCUGUAUAGGAAAUAUAUUUCUAACAAACCAAACCAGUGUUUCUGACAUUAUGGGUGCCGUUACGUGUAAAGUAUGGUUCUCGACACCACUGUAAAUAGUUAAUGUCAGUGUUCCUGAAAGGUUUUUAAUGUGAUGAGUUGGUUCCCAAUUAAAAAUGUUUUCAGAAAAAUAAAGUCAGUGUUAAUUUUGAAAUGUUGUUUAAAUAAAGAAAUCUUGGCAUUAAUAGUU
This is a messenger RNA of Gymnodraco acuticeps, 3047 nucleotides long. Its product is annotated as zinc finger protein OZF-like. Lineage: Eukaryota; Metazoa; Chordata; Actinopteri; Perciformes; Bathydraconidae. Bases 377 to 1918 code for a protein of 513 amino acids. Gene Ontology annotation, biological process: regulation of transcription by RNA polymerase II. Gene Ontology annotation, molecular function: DNA-binding transcription factor activity, RNA polymerase II-specific; RNA polymerase II cis-regulatory region sequence-specific DNA binding. The transcript has 3 exons. The record is from RefSeq and is a predicted model, not a curated record.